Messenger RNA from Ostertagia ostertagi, 1545 nucleotides. The record is from the annotation of a GenBank genome assembly. Lineage: Eukaryota; Metazoa; Nematoda; Chromadorea; Rhabditida; Trichostrongylidae.
AUUGCUCCUCAGCGGUGUGAGUGUCGCUCUCGAAUUUUGCCCUUCUUUCGCUAUUUCCUAGGUUCUCUAGGGUGUAUACUUCAUAUUUCAGUUCGCGGUCGUGGUCGUCCAAUGCAAGGUCGUUCAUCCCCUCGUUCACCCACCAGCCCUCAGCAAACAGCAGCUCGACGGAACAGCCAACAGAGCUCAGCACUCCGACGGCCCUCGAUGGUCCAUCCACAGCACGAGAUGCUCGCCCUACAACAACAGCAAGCCCUUCUCGCUGCUGCUCAAGGCAUGAAUCCAUUGGCGAUUUUUCCUCAAAUGGUCAAUAACAACAAUAAACUUGCCGGAAGUGUACUGGAUGGAAAACUCGGUCAGGCGGAUUGCAAAGCUCAGAAACUGGAGACCGCUGAUUCUCUUGACAACGGUGUCUCUUCUUCUGGAUCGGCAGAGGAUAUUCGAAACAAAUGCAUGGGUAGUCGAACGUUGUCGAAUCUAGUGCUGUCCAUGCGGCCACAGACUUCCCGGCCUGGCGAAUCGAUUCAACCGAGAUACCUGAGAUCCAUUCGGCGCCAGGAAACUAUACUUGAUAGAGAGCAGUACGUGCGUGAGCAAAUCGACGACGACGCGUCUCUGCUGACCGAAGAGCAGCACCAACGGGUGGCCGAAAUUCUCCGGAAGGUGAACCUGAGGAAAUUCGAGAUCGAGUUUUCUAUACACAGUGUUGGCAGGCUGGACAUGACGGUUUUGCCGCUGGAGCGAGCAUCGUUGGUACUGGAAGCUGUGCCGUCGGCAGCAGACGUUGAAAGAAUCCGCCGAUUCACUGCCGCUCAUCCAAAUUCACAAUGGACCGAAGCCGAGCAGUUCGUGAUUGAUCUGGCCGGCAUCGAAAGGGCUGAGGAGAAGUUGGAGGUGAUGGUGCAUACGGCAACGUUCGACGAGACUCUCAACACCAUUAGCGAGCAAUUGGACUCGUAUGCGACAUCCGCCAAACUCAUCCAGGAAUCUGAGCAGUUGCGAAUGAUUCUUCAGGCAGUUCUGGCACUUUUAAAUCAUCUGAACGGCAGUUCCCUCGAGGAGAAGGUUGUCGGUGGUUUUUGCACCAGCCAACUAGCAGAGGUGUGUUCGGCUCAGCUUCCCGAUGGCUCAUCUCUCCUUCAAACACUGACCGCGUUCAUCAGGGAUCGAGCACCAUACGCUUCAGAUGCUGCCGACCUUGUCGAACCGCUCAGUUCGACUGCUAAAGUACCGUUUCUAUCCAUCUACGAAGCGCUGCUGCGGCUGGACGAGGGAAACCAGCGGGUUCAGAUGGAGUUGGAGCAGCUUGACUUUGAGCACCCGGUGUUGGCCGUUAGACUCAGCGAGAUGCGCCGCCGUUUAGACGAAAUGGCUGAAAAGCUAAUUCGUGUGAAGGACCAAGUGCUUGUGAUGCUGUCGUAUAUGGGCGAAGCACUGCCCCGUACAGAAUCCGAGUUCCGCCCUGAACUCUAUUUGUCGAAAUUGUGCGAUUUCCUCAUCUCGUUACGUCUUCAGAACGAGUUGGACGUCGAGGUAGAGAACUGA